AUGGAUCCCUUUCAAGCCAGGGACAAGACGUGGCUGGGAGUGGAGGCUCUUUUACGCGAUUUACUGAACCUUAUCGAUGAUCGCGACUCUGCAGAUGUCUUAUUUCUUGUUGGACAAGACGAGGUUGCAGUAUAUGCCCACAGACUGAUGUUGGUAGCUCGCUGUAAGCAUUUUCGUAAUCGCCAAAGAGAGCUAUGGUCCUCGAAGUCAGUUCAUUCGCAACUGACAGUGAGAAAACCCGAUUUCAGACCUGAUGUUUUCCGUGAAGUGCUCACGUUUGUUUACACUGGAAAGGUAACUCUGCCGUAAUCUAGUUUUUGAAAGCUAACUGUGGAUUCAAUGUGUUUGUUUUUCGGCAGAUUAUACUGCUUUCUUUUAAGUAUAUUGUACAAGUUUAAUAUAAGUACUGCUUGCUUUGUAGAUAGUUUAAAAUUUGUCUGCUUCCACAAUUAAAAGGGAAAAACCUGGACACCUGGGCAUUGGGCAUUGGGCCGGGUUGUUUAAAGCAGAGUUCAGAUAAACCAGUGUCAAAUUUGAACUCAGAUAUGAAAGCCAAAGGCAAAUUCAUUUUAAUUCUUUUUGUCUAUAAUUUAAUGAUUAGGUUAUCGUUAAUUCGCCUGUACCCUGAAAUAUUUCAGGAAUGUUUAUAGUGUUGUGGCCAAUGGCAACAAAGUUCAGGACACGCCUUUUCUUUGGUUACCAGGUUGAGCUUCAUAGCCGUACAGCUUUCGAGAUGCUAAGGAUUGCUGAGGACCUGGAAAUAACUGACCUACAGUUAGCUUGUGAACAGUAUUUCAUGGACAAUCUAAGUGUAGACAAUGCAGCAGAAUUUUUGGCAGAUGCCCUGUCUCUCGCAAAAGGUGCCGUAGCGGGGGGCAUGUCUUCUCUAGUGAACAAGUGUAUUGGAUUCAUGGAAGAGAAUGCUGAGGAUGUGAUACAUACUGAAGGGUUUCUCCAACUUCCAAAGGCAGCAAUGAUUAGACUUGUGUCUAGUGAUCAGGUAUAAAUAGAUAAACUACUUGAUAAGAUUGUAUACUCCUCUGAACUAAUUAGAAAAUGUUCCUCUCGUCUCUAUUUUUUACGUCAACUCAAGAGAUCCGGAGUGGCACCAAGUGAGCUGGUGCAAUUCUAUGUGACAUGCAUUAGGCCCGUCCUGGAAUACGCAAGUCCUGUAUUCCAUCGUUCUCUACCAAACUACAUCAGUGAAGAUUUGGAACGGAUCCAAAGAAGGGCUUUCAGAAUCAUCUAUCCUGACCUGUCAUAUAGUGUAGCACUAGAAACAGUUGGCCUACCGAAACUUCAUGAGAGGAGAGAAAAGAUUUCAAUCAAUCUGUUUGACGAGAUAGUCUGUAACCCCACCCACAGUCUCCAUAGCCUCCUCCCCCAAAGGAAGAGUUGUAAAUAUGCUCUGAGACGCAAAAGUGAUUUCACUCUCCCCCUAUGUAAAACCGCGUGUUUGAAGAAAAGUUCUAUUUUUAGCCAUGUCUAUAAGAUGUAGAUAAUUUUUCUUAUUUUCUCUUUGUUAUCAUCAGUAUUUGUAAAUAUCCCGUAAUUCAGCCUAUGGCUGCAAUGGUGUUUAUAAUAAAGUAUCUAUCUAUCAAAUGAUCAUCUGUGCCUCUCUAUGGGUACCUGUGGGCGUCGAUUUUGUCCCUCUUUCAGAAUAAGACCUCCAUUAUUGGAUUACAAAUUUCAAUUUACCAUUGGUUGCAUCUAACUGUGGACAUGAGACAAAAAAACAUGUUCUAAUAGGUGCCAAACAUGACGUGUUGUGCAGUCAAACAUUUGAAGUUUGACAGCCAUUUUAACGGCUGCUUUAAAAAGCAAACUGUCACGCCAAAGGUAAGUUGUUUACCGCUAUAUGUUUUUGAUUGGUGCAUUCUGCUCAUAUUUCAUUUUUCAGAACUCUCAGGCAUAUUUCUGACUCAGAAAAAUCACAAUUUCCUUCUUAACAUCUAAAAAUUCUUGCAAAGAAUAAAUUAUUUUGUUGAGUGAAAACAAAUCAAGUCAACAACUGCCGCGUACUCUAAACUUCGAAUGUUUGGUGGCAAAACAUGCAUGUGUGCACCCAACUGGAACAUAUUUUUUCCUCACAUGUACAUGCUUAGAUGCAACCGACAGUAGACUAUUUUGAUUGUGGAACUUUGACCUGAUAGUUUGAUGUGAGUCUUCUUUAUUUUUAACCACACAGUUUGCAGUCUCAGAGGAGGAGCUUUGGCGUGCUGUCCUAUCAUGGGCAAAAAGAAGUUCAGGUGUAAGCAAACCAACCAAUCAGUGGACAGAAAAGGACAAUGAUAAGAUAAGAGAGGUAAGGUGUAACAAACAUGUAAGAAAUGAUGAUAUUUAGCUAAUCUAAUGCUAAUAGCUUCCAUUGACAGCUUUUAUAUUUUUAUUAAAAAAAUUGUUCCUUGUCGUCACUAUAUAAUUUAGCUGUUGACAGGUAUAUUUUACUUUGAUUUGAAUCAUGUCUGGACAUAAAAAUAGCAGAUGUUAGAAAUGUGUUCUUGCUAGUGACUAGUAUGGUGAAAUAUUGGUGAUUGGUGACUAAUAAAUAUCAUAAACUUAUACCAGUUGCUCAGUCAUUGAGGUAUAGCACAUCACCCCUUAAGGUCAAAAUAUAUUUUUCUUGUAUUCAUUCCUCUUAAGACUCUGUCUGGAGUGAUUGAACACAUCAAGUUACUGUUGAUUGACAGUUCUGUUUAUGCCGAGGAGGUGGAACCUACAGGUGUUGUUCCAAUGGAAGUGUCAUUGGAGAGGUAAUUAUUCCCAAGUCGUGAUUGCAUCUUUAUUGUUUUACCCCCACUUAGCCGAGCACAGACCUAUCUAGUGGGAAGGGCAUGAAUGGGACUCAUGGGUACCAUGUAAGGUGCCCUGCCCACCCUACCCAAGGUUUAUCAUUGCCAGAGAUUAUACUAAGUCCCUAAUAGUUCCUUUUAUAUCCCACUAGUUUCAGGUCAUUGAAAGAGUCAAUGCAACGUCCAAUGAAAUCAUCCAGAUCACACCUUGUGUUGAUAGAAAUUUUGUGUCAAAAAAUAAUGAAUUUUUUUUUUCCUUUUUUAGGUAUCGAUUUGCAGCAGUCCCCGGUCACUUCAAGAGAGCUGAAGAUCCUCGUUUGAGGCCCAGAGCAUCUCACAAGUUGUUUCAUAACACAAGUCUCUUGUCCAAGGAUCGUCUGAAGUUUCAAACUGUGUUGAAUGUUUGGUUUGGGAAUGAGCAGCAGGAAUGGCAGCUGCUUUAUAGAGCUUCAAAAGAUGGAUUCUCAGCCGCAUCAUUUCAUACGAAGUGUGACGGCCAUUCACCAACCCUAACUGUUGUUUUAGUAAGUAAAAUCUGGAGGGCACCCAUUGUGGAAACUAAUCGGCCUGCGAGCAAGCUCUUCAGGGUGCUCUGGCAGCAGGGUGGGAAAAGGAAGAAGAGCUUGCAACUAUGUCUCUGGAAUUUAAAUAUCUGGAUUAAAAAAGUUGAUGCAAAAAUAAUUAAUGUUGAUUGGCAGAGAUGACACAAGUAAUGAUGUCAUUACCCAUAGCACUACAUUACGUUGUUUACAUUCGUGCUUGUUUCUGCUUCGCACUGAUUGGCAGAACUCUGACAGCUCAGUUGAUGGGAAGCCACUGGGGAAUUGGAGGUGGAAUUCAAAUUCCAGAGACAUAGUUACAAGCUGUCCUUCCUUUUCCUGUCCUGCCCCCAGAGUGCCCCAGAGAGGUCUCUCGCAGGCUAUGUUCUUACUGAUUUCUAUGUCAUUUUUUUGCUAUAAAUAUAUAUCCUUAUACCUUUCACUACUAGAAACUGGUGGUAAACAUCAGGAAUAUGUAUAAUAUACAGGGUGUCCCCAAAAUUUUUCCUUCUUGUUUCAUGCACUAUAACUUUUGUACUCCUGACAUGUUUUUUGAUUUUCUUGAUGAUCAACUGUUAUCAGGGUACAAAUGGGAAUUUGUGUGGAGGAUUCAGUGACCAACCAUGGCGCAGUGAUAUUCCACGUGGAACUUACAUGCCUUCUAAUAGGUAGGAAAAAAUUAGUAUCUUCAAUCUUGUGCAUGUUUGUUAUCAUCAUCAUCAUCAUCACUAUUAUUUUUUGGAAUUAAUUUCUGUUAUUAUUUUUACGCAGCUCUCCUUUAAAUGAGUAUUGCAGCAAGCAUUGUAUAUAAUGCUAUGAGUAAUCCAGCAUAUGGACAUGCAUUACAUCCGUGUAGGGUGUGGGAAUACACCUCCAAUGUUUUGUAAACUGAUUAAGACUUUUAAAACGUCUAGACUGAGGCUAGUUUCAGCUAAUGAGCACGUUUACGUACAACCAAAAGACAAAUGAAGUAUAUGCAGACAGUGAAAAUGCAUGCUACUCUGAAGAAACUGUUGAAUUUAAUGUUACGAUUGAUUAGGAUGACAACCAUAAUCAAUAAUGUUGAUGAUUGUAAAGAAGAUUAUUACAACAAGGAUGAUAAUGAUGAUGGCAGUUGUGAUGAUGAUGAUGAUGUUGAUGGUGGUAUUGGUGCUGAUAAGGAUGACGAUGCCGGCAAAACAAUAACAAUAACCAAUCCCCACCUGCUUCUGCUUCUAAGAAUGGUGGUGUUCUUAGUAUUUCAUCUUAUAUUUUUAUAGGUGUUUCCUGUUUACAUUAGUCAACUCUGAAGGUGUCCCUCCAAGCAAGUUUGAUUUAGUGAACCCAAAGUAUGCCACCCUUCAUCAUCCAAGGUUUGUUGUCAGGGAGAUUAUAUGAAACAAAAAUGUACAAUAAAUCGUAAUUGAGUUUUAAUUCCAUACACCAACUGGUCACUUAAUGUGCUAUAUAUCCCAUAUCAACACAGGACUAAAUUGUAAACAAGCGUUUCUAACUUUUGCUUCUGUGGAUAAAGUCAACUGGUUAGAAUACCAACUCUUUGUUAGCUCAGGGCUGUAUCUAAAGAAAAAUAAGGCAGUUCGCAGUCCGGAAAAGAUUACUAGAGUAAUACCUCUUAAUCCUCCUUCACAGUCGUAACUGCUGCUUGUAUACGGAAUAUGAGAAUGGAUAGUACUUUGGUGUUACUUUUCCUAUAAAACCUCAUCAAUCCAGGGGUCAAUUUAAUAAAACUUAUACAAGUGUAAUUUACAAUAGUGUAGAUAUUGUUUUUAAACUCUAAAAAAAAUGGCUAUACUUGUAAAUAAUACACUUGUAAAAGUUUUUUUUCAAAUUGACCUCAGUGUAUUGCAUGCUAGUUUAGCAUCUUGGAAAUUAAAUUUUGAGACAUUUGAUUUUGAGAGCUGGUAAAGAACUACAGGUAUGUGUGCUGGUUUCUCCAUUGUAGGUAUGGUCCCAUGUUUGGUGCUGGUGCUGAUCUGUGUAUAAGUGAUGAGUGCAAUGAGAGGCCUGAGUCCUACUCUAAUUUGCCUCACUCCUAUGAUGGACCCCAGGCCUCUACGAGCAUUCUCAUGGGAGACUACAAUUUUACAGUAGAGGACUAUGAAGUAUUUGGUCUGAAAAAAGAAUCGUUAUAUGAGAGAGUAUAACAGACUGAAACGACAAUCACUGUAAAUAGCUUGAUUAUAUGUUUUGGAGAAACUGCCCACCUACCACUCCCCUAAGCCAACAUUAACACUUACUUCUCACUUAGGGCAAAAUGUUAGCUUAGGGGAGGGGUAGGUGAGCAGUUUCCCAAAAACGUAUAAUGAUCCUUGAGCUCCCGUUGGUGUUACUGGGUACUAACAU
Porites lobata is the source of this 5674-nucleotide messenger RNA. The record is from the annotation of a GenBank genome assembly. Lineage: Eukaryota; Metazoa; Cnidaria; Anthozoa; Scleractinia; Poritidae.